CAGAUUAAUGGACUCUUCAGGUGCUGCUUAUUCAGCGAUUAGUUUAUUUGUGUGGUCAUCUGCUUACAGAUGAUAUUGGAGCCAUUGGAUAAGUUUUCAUUUUCCCCCUUUUGAUUGCUUUGAUUCUUUAGGGUAUGAGCCAGCUCGAAUUGGAAGAUGAGGUUCAAGAUGAUUUGAAACGUGCAACUGGUGAAUUCACCAAGAAUGGAAAAGAUGAGAAUAAGCUGAAUCGCAUUCUUCAACUCACAGGCUUCAGUGAUCCUGUCUAUGCUGAAGCAUAUGUCACCGUUCAUCAUUACGACAUUAUCCUCGAUGUUACAGUCAUCAACAGAACUAGGGAGACACUACAGAAUCUAUGCUUGGAGUUGGCAACCAUGGGAGAUCUUAAACUUGUAGAACGCCCACAGAACUAUACACUAGCUCCAGAAUCGAGCAAGCAGAUACGUGCGAAUAUUAAGGUUUCUUCAACCGAAACAGGAGUUAUAUUUGGUAAUAUUGUUUACGAGACUUCAAAUGUUCUGCAACGGACUGUUGUCGUCCUCAGUGACAUCCACAUUGACAUCAUGGACUACAUCUCUCCAGCAACCUGUGCUGAUGCGGCAUUUAGAAAUAUGUGGGCCGAGUUUGAGUGGGAAAACAAGGUGGCUGUGAACACCGUACUUCAAGAUGAGAAGGAAUUUUUGAACCACAUCAUCAAGUCGACAAACAUGAAGUGCCUCACUCCAGUGUCUGCGCUGGAUGGAGACUGCGGGUUUCUGGCUGCUAAUCUGUAUGCGAAGAGUGUGUUGAUGCUUUGGUCAAUCUGAGCAUUGAGAAGCAAGUGAAUCAAAUCAUCAAUGUGUCUCGACUCGAAAAACCUUGACCAUGUGAAUGA
Messenger RNA from Magnolia sinica, 874 nucleotides. RefSeq names its product coatomer subunit beta-1-like. The coding region runs from base 135 to 806 and encodes 223 amino acids. The record is from RefSeq and is a predicted model, not a curated record. Gene Ontology annotation, molecular function: structural molecule activity. Gene Ontology annotation, cellular component: cytoplasm; COPI vesicle coat. Gene Ontology annotation, biological process: intra-Golgi vesicle-mediated transport; intracellular protein transport; endoplasmic reticulum to Golgi vesicle-mediated transport. The transcript is spliced from 3 exons. Lineage: Eukaryota; Viridiplantae; Streptophyta; Magnoliopsida; Magnoliales; Magnoliaceae.